This is a messenger RNA of Pisolithus orientalis, 1748 nucleotides long. Its product is annotated as mitochondrial carrier. The coding region runs from base 233 to 1414 and encodes 393 amino acids. The transcript is spliced from 6 exons. Lineage: Eukaryota; Fungi; Basidiomycota; Agaricomycetes; Boletales; Pisolithaceae. The record is from RefSeq and is a predicted model, not a curated record.
CUACCAUUCAGGCCCUUAGGUGCGUAGCAACACAUACCAAUACAUACAAACAAUAGUUGGCAAUUAGUACUACAUUUGUCUACCUAGAUAUGCAUUUGUCCAGUUUCCACUGGUAGCGCUCAGUAGUUUCAUGUGAUAUCGAUGGCAGUGGCCGGUUGGAAGCUUCGAACCCGGUGGGAUAGUACAUCAAACGUUUCGCAACUCAGAAAAGCUUCCACAGAACGAGACACAUAUGUCGGUACAGUCAAAGCAGGCUAAUAACCUACCGCAGGAGUUGACACCGCUCGGCUCUGCUUUGGCGGGUGCGCUCGGUGGGUGCUUCAGCAAUGCCGUUGUAUACCCUCUAGACGUUGCGAAAACCCGCAUUCAAGCUACCUCUUCGACAGCCAAGGGCAAGCGCAAAGAUGAUAUGACGAUGCUAUCUGUACUCCGUGACAUACUCCGUGAGGAGGGUAUUAUGGGAUGGUACAGCGGAUUCGCAGCAACGAUGUUGAAUACGUUUUCCUCACAAUAUGCCUAUUUCUUCUUCUACUCUUUGAUACGCACUGCUUACACGAAACGUCUUACGUCCAAGCUUCCCAAAGGCUCAAAGCCGCCCUCUCUUUCGACGGCCGCUGAACUCACCCUCGGCGCUAUCGCCGGCGCUCUCUCUCAGAUUUUCACAAUUCCCGUCUCUGUAAUCGCUACUCGCCAACAGAUUGGGAAGUCGUUGAGGCAGGGUGCCGGGUCCCACUCUCUCCUGCACAGUGGAGAUAACGAAAGUCAGCCAUACGAUCUGAACGCACCGACGCUGUGCGUCGCAGAAACCGAGGAAUUGCAAGAUGAUAAAGAUUCCAACUCGUUCUUGAAUGUCGCACGUGAGAUUAUCCGCGAGGACGGGAUCACAGGGCUUUGGCGUGGUCUCAAGCCAAGCAUGGUACUCACCGUCAACCCGGCGAUCACAUAUGGCGUGUACGAGCGGCUGAAGACCAUACUCCUACUCGCUAAGGGAACAGCUGUGGCAGGUGAAAAGAUGACGCCGUGGAUGAGUUUCAUAUUGGGGGCGUUCAGCAAAACGUUGGCAACUAUUGUCACCUAUCCCUACAUCAUGGCUAAAGUUCGUAUUCAAGCCCGUACAUCUGGUUCCGACAGGGACGAGUUUGCGGAUCGUGAUGAUCGGAUAGAUGACGUGGAGAAACACCUCGGGGGCUCGUCACAGAAGCAUCCCCGCGGACGCGCUAAACAAUCAGGGGCGUUGACUCUGCUGAUGCAAGUCCUGAAGAAGGAAGGGGUAGUGGGUUGGUACCAGGGAAUGUCAGCUCAAAUAAUCAAAGCUGUACUUUCCCAAGCUCUCUUAUUCGUAUCCAAGGAACAGUUCGAGCAUUGGGCACUUGGCGUCUUAGUCUUGUCAUCCAAGUUGCGGUCCCGUUCCUAGUGCUUGUACGAUUUAGACUCUUCACUUGUACUUUUGAGUCGUAGCCGAGUCAGAUGAGUCUAUCAUAAAUCCUCGGAGGCGACGUGCUGCCUCGCAUGUCCCUUACAGUUAAAGUGACAAGCUCCGACAGGCUUCAGCUCAAAGUUGCACAUAGUGACAGUACUUGAAAGGAGGCUGGAUAUGGCGCUUACUUUGUUCCUCCGAAUCUACGCACCGAGGGAUUCGGCUUUCUGUCACUGAUCCGUUUUCACUCCGGGUGUAUCCUAUGAAGCGGACAUGACACACUCAUCGGAGCCCGUGUCACAGAUCAAGGCACGGUGAAAAGUAGUUUACU